AUCAAACACCUAAUUAAACGUUCAUUGAUGCAGAUUUAAAUUUUAGUGAAACAAAAACGUUUUCACAUUAUUUACUUUUCUCGUCAUGAAAAAGAAUUAAUUUUCAUUAUUUUUGAUAAAUUUCAGUCUAAGUGUUUACUUUGCUGAGAAAUAAAGGUAAUAUAGAAGAUGGGAGACAUAGAUUUUGAAGAACAACUCGAACUGGAGAAGCUUGAACAAGAGCAUAAAGCAAAACUUGCAAAAGAAGGCAAAGGGGAGAGAGUGGAUCCUGAUGGCACAGUCUAUGAGUGGGACACUGAAAAACAAGCGUGGUUUCCAAAGAUUGAUUCCGACUUUAUUGCCCAGUAUCAAAUGAACUAUGGAGAGGAGAGUGGAGGGGCAGAUGGAGACAAAGACAAACAGACUGAUUAUGAAAAAUAUUACAAUUACUAUCAGAACUAUAAUCAAGCGCAGUUACAGCAUGAAGAGUUGCUGACUAAGAAAAAGAAAGAGGCACAGGGUGACGAGUCUCACGAGGAAACUCUACAGAAACUGGAGACUUUGGAGAAUAGGAUGCAGGAACAGGGAGAUUCCGGAGAACAGUCUGGAGAUUAUCAGCCUGAUUCUAAGGAAGACAUGGAGAAGUACACAGAGGACCAGAAGAAACAGUACAAUGAGUAUUGGUCAUACUACUACAGUACAGACUAUCACGAUUACUAUGCUGAUUGCAUGGCUCAGUAUGCUAGUGAGGCAGCAACGGAGGAGAAAAAGGAGGAAGAUCAGGAUGGAAAGAAAAAGGGAAAGAAAAGAAAAGGACAGCCACAGCAAAGAGAUGAAGCAGGUUGGUUUCAAGUUGAUGACGAGCACAACACUAAUGUGUAUGUGUCCGGCCUUCCUCUGGAUAUCACAAUGGAGGAGUUUAAAGAGAUGAUGACUAAGUAUGGCCUUGUUAUGUAUGAUCCUAGAACACGUCAGCCUAAAAUGAAACUGUAUAUGGAUGAAAAUGGGCAGCCCAGGGGUGACGGUAGAUGUUGUUUUAUUAAGAAAGAGUCUGUAGAUCUGGCCCUCAAUCUGCUGGAUGGUUUGGAAUAUAAAGGUCACAAAAUAAAGGCAGAGAGAGCCCAGUUCCAUCUGAAAGGUGAAUAUGAUCCUAGUAAGAAGAAAAAGAAACUGACCAACAAAGAGAAGAGAAGGCUGAAGGAGAGACAGGCAAAAUUAUUUGACUGGAGACCAGACAAGCUUCGUGGAGCUAGACAAAAGCAUGAGAAGGUUGUUGUCCUCAAAAAUGUGUUUGAUCCUAAAACAUUUGAGGAUGACCCAGUACAGAUAAAUAUUCUGACAAGAGAUAUGAGGACGGAAUGUACUAAAUAUGGAGAAGUAAAGAAAGUUGUAGUUUAUGAUAGGCAUGAAGAUGGGGUGGUGACUGUUCACUUUAAGGAACCUGAAGAGGCAGAUAUGUGUAUAGAACACAUGAACCAACGUUACUUUGCACAGCGACGACUGCUGGCAGCCACAUGGGACGGUCAAACUAAAUAUGAGAUCCUGGAAACAGAGGCAGAGAGAGAAGCUCGACUGAAGAAAUGGGAGAAGUUUCUUGAAACUGGAGAAAAGGAAGAAAAAUCUGCUAACCAAGCAACUAGUAGUGCUAGCAAUGGUAGCAGUGUAUCUACUGACUCUAAAAGUGAAGAUAAAACUCAGAAAUCUGAAGAAGAAUCAACAAAUUCCAGUGAAUCAGCAAUUGCAGCCGAAGACAGUAAGACUGAAAAAGACAGAGGUGUUUCUGAUACAAAAGAAGCGGAUGUUAGUAAUGAUAGUGCCUCGAAAGACGAAACUGAAGAUGUGGUAAUGGACACUGAAAAUGAUAGCAUAGAAAGUGGUCAACCAAAGAAAGAAGAGAAGACAUAAAGUGACAGAGAAUAUGGUUAUUAAUGUGAUUAAUUGUAUGAUAGUGCUCAGGUUAAAAUGGAAUUUGUACAAAAUUUCUUAAAUAUUUAUAUUUUGAUAAAAUUUUGAUAUUUUAGCAUGGAUAAAUUCCAUUUCACUGCAGGGUUUGGACAGCAGAGAGAUUGAAAUUGAUCAAACAAAUGUCUUUAUUUCUUGGGCAGGAAGACAUUAAUGGAUUUGUUAUGGAGUAUGUACUUGUUACAUGUAGUCACUGUGGUUGUGUUAAAAGUUCUUUUUAAUGCAGCUAAUAGAAACUGCCACAUGUAGACACAUUCGUGAAGGAUAUCUUUAUUAAAUCUGAUAGAAAAUUAAAA
Mercenaria mercenaria is the source of this 2237-nucleotide messenger RNA. RefSeq names its product HIV Tat-specific factor 1-like. The transcript is spliced from 11 exons. Gene Ontology annotation, biological process: mRNA splicing, via spliceosome. Bases 169 to 1884 code for a protein of 571 amino acids. Gene Ontology annotation, molecular function: RNA binding. The record is from RefSeq and is a predicted model, not a curated record. Gene Ontology annotation, cellular component: U2-type spliceosomal complex; U2 snRNP. Lineage: Eukaryota; Metazoa; Mollusca; Bivalvia; Venerida; Veneridae.